ACGUUAGGGUGAAGUUGGUGAGUGGAAGUUCAGCUCAGAAGGUGCCUCAGAAUGUCUUUGAAGCAGUGACGCUCAUUCAUCGCCGAGCAGAUCACAAUAAUGAUCCAGACAUUCCGUUUUCCAACCUGAAGGUCAUGGCUGUUUAUGAUGCUGAGGCAGGAAAGAAAGGUGGUGCUUCUACUCCAAGACGAGCAUCACAUCCCUUGCUUCCCGCAGGGCUCAGCCAGAAAAGUAGGGGCUUCCAUUUUCCUGACAACACCUCAUGUAGGCCAGCUUUAUCAUGUCACCCUGUCUGAUGAUCCCUUUGGGCACAGUGUAGUCCGAGGAGGAGUAUUUUCAUACACAGCGCCUGUCUACUCUGUGGCCUUGGAACCAUCACUCUUGCAUGCACUCACACUCACUGGCCUUGAGACAUACACACUGAGGCCUCAUCCACAUGUCGUUGUCUCUCAUUUACCGGAGGAUCUGAAUAUGAUUGUUCCUCCACACUGGGAAGAGACAGUGUGUUUAGUGGGUCUACGACCUUUCCUUAAUGUUGAAAGCUUGACCUUGACUGAUUCCUGUCUUGCACUCAUUGCUGCAAAUAAUGAAGGUGGUGACAAAUCCCACACUGUUUACUCACUUCACCUCCCGAGUGCUGCCAGUCUCUAUAAGGAGAUGGUGCGAGUGGGACGUAGCCAUAGGUCUGCCUCCCCCUCCACCUACCUGCACCUGCUCCUUGAGGCUCACCUAGUCCUUACUACUGCCCUCCAGCAUGAAAUGCCGACGGAGGAUGAGGCAGAGGAGGACCUAUACUCUCUCUUACAGGAUUCAUCUGCAUUGUUGGGAGAUUAUUAUGCCCAAUGUGAGAAUGAAGCCGAGUGGCGUCAAGCAACACAGUAUUAUCAGGUUUCAAGCCUGAGUCCAGAUGCAGUGAUUGAGAGACUUGAGCUCACUUGCCCUGGUUUGGUUGCUGUUGUCUCCUCGCUUCUGCUCCACCCUAAUACUCCAUCAUUAACAGCUGCACAGGCUAAUUGUGUGCUGGAAAUGCUGGAGAAAGUAGCUCCAGAGAAGGUUUCAACGAUUAUUCUCAAGUCUACUUGCUUUACAGAGUACAAGAAAGAUAAGGUGCUAAGCAUAAUCAAGCAAGAGUUAUCCAAGACAAAUGAGCCACGACCCACUGAUGUGCUUGCACUUGCCCUUGUGUUUUUGGACAGGGGAUCUCCUGAACAGGUCUCAACUGUUUUAGCUUCACUGAGAGCUUAUCAGCUUGUUGUGGCUUUGCUACAACACUCGCGUCUCCUGUUCACAGUGGAGAAUGGAUCAACCAGGCUCUCACCUUUAGCACAAGUUUUAGCAGAGCACAAGAAAGAAGUUUUCACUGAGGUAUUUGUGUCUCUCAUCGGUGAAGGAUCACUCACUCUCAAUGCCUUUGUUGAUGCAUUCAUAGCUGUUUACCCCAUUAUGUCCUGUGGGCCAGAGUGUAACACCCAUUCUCUUCGACUGCGAGAUUUCCUUGAAAAGUUCUUCUUGGAGUAUGCACAUAAUGCUGAAAUUACAGACCAGAGGGAGAGAUAUGACAGGGCUAUCACAGUCCUUGUUAGUCUCUAUCUUGCCAGCUUGAUGGGUGCUUUUGGUGAUAAAACUAAGGAAGACCCCAACUGGUGCGAUCAACGUGCUGCACUGAAGGAACUGUACGCCCCUCGACCAGUCUUCCUCAAUCUAUUGCCACCAUUCAAUGUGCAAAAGAAAAUGGAGAAAGAGGAGAGCCAGAGCGAUAAACCAGAGGGACAGUCGAGCCCAGGACAGGAGGAGGAGGAGGAAGAGGAAGGAACUGGCAACCUCUCUUCCUCUUCUUUGCAUCUUGUUGUUCUGCAGUCUCUGCUGAGUUCAGAUUUGCCAUCUGCUGAAGACCGCAACAAUGUCCUCAAGUUUGUGACAUCGAACCCUGAUGCCCUGGGAGCCCAGUCUCUCCGGAUACUGUGCCUCGACCCACAGAAACAGCUGGAGUACAUACUCGGUGAAUUUCCUCACGUGCUUCUUCAGUAUGGAAAGGAUAUGUAUGAAUCGGCCGCUGAAUGGGAGGAAUUAGUCUGCAAGCUGAUCAACCACAAAUCGGGCUUGUGUGAAUCAGACCUAUCGUAUUCAGUGUAUUCUGAUGUACUGAAUGAUGUUCUGAGUGAGCUAGUGAUGACCGCACCCCUCGAUGUCUUCAUACGCAUAAUCCCCAAGAAUCGCCAUGAGGAACUGCGCGGUCACAUCCGGCAGUGCCAUUCAGCUGCCUUGGCACUCCACCUGCGCUCUUCACUAAUUUCUUAUGCCCACAAUGUGUUAAUGCAAAUGUCCAAGUGAGGCAAACGACACAAAGGAAUGUUCAAGAAACGGUAAGCAGUGAAGUGUAUGCGAGGGACUAUGCCAUAAAAGACAGAGCUUUAAAGAUUACUUUGCUUAUUUAUUUAUUUUUAUUUGACUCUUCUUCCAGUAUUUGUCAAACUUUGUUUCAUAACUUUAUUUCUAAGUCCAGAUUAUUAUUGUUAUUAAUAUUAUUGUUAUUAUAAUUAUUAUUAGUAGUAAUCAUUGUCAUAAUUAUAUAUGUGCCAGUAAAAGGUUUUAAGUUAGACAUUGUUAUGCAUUCUAAAGUGCCAAUACUUAAAAAAAUAUUCUAUGUAGUAUGAUCCUUUUUUUUUUUUUUUUUGUAAAGAUCUCAUUUUGUUUCCUUUUGAAGUCUGUUCUGUAUAGAAACUAUUGAUGUAUCUGUAAUAGACAGAUGAAAUGGGAUUUAAAUAUAUAUGUGUGUGUGUGUGUGUGUGCGUGUGCGUGUGCAUGUGCGUGCGUGCA
Messenger RNA from Penaeus indicus, 2817 nucleotides. Its product is annotated as BLOC-2 complex member HPS3-like. Lineage: Eukaryota; Metazoa; Arthropoda; Malacostraca; Decapoda; Penaeidae. Gene Ontology annotation, biological process: organelle organization. The coding region runs from base 145 to 2331 and encodes 728 amino acids. The record is from RefSeq and is a predicted model, not a curated record. Gene Ontology annotation, cellular component: cytoplasm. The transcript has 15 exons.